Molecule: messenger RNA, 1352 nt
Organism: Trichoderma citrinoviride
Lineage: Eukaryota; Fungi; Ascomycota; Sordariomycetes; Hypocreales; Hypocreaceae
Product: CDC73-domain-containing protein
Exons: 3
Coding region: 7-1233 (408 amino acids)
Biological process (GO): transcription elongation by RNA polymerase II; positive regulation of transcription elongation by RNA polymerase II
Cellular component (GO): Cdc73/Paf1 complex
Molecular function (GO): RNA polymerase II complex binding
Source: RefSeq, a predicted model, not a curated record
CCAAUCAUGGCGCCCACCGACCACGACCCCCUCCUCGUCCUCCGCCAGUCCAUCUCCAGCGGCCAGUCCUUCGUCCCCAGCGCGUCCGACGAUGCCGCGGCCCCCGAAGUGCCCCUCUCGCAGGCCACGCACCUGCAGUUCACAGCGCUGUCGCUCGCCCUGCCCAUAGACUCGCCCACGCGCUUCAUCUCGAGCGACAAGCCCGUCGACCUGCGCAGCAUCUACUUCGCCUGGCUCAACCGCGAGCUGGCUAUCCCCGAGUACAACGCCGCGGCGACGCGGCUGAACGAGGAUCUCGCCGCCGCCGGGUCCAGCGCCAAGGUGCAGAACCUGGGCUUCAUCGAGAGGCUCGACCUCAUCACCUGGCUGGAGGGCGCCAGCGAGGAGAGCGAGUACAUCAAGCCCCUGGCUGGCGACGCGGGCGCGGCGGCGGCGGGAGCGGCUGCCUCUUCCAAGACGGGCGCUGCGGCCUUGGCGGCGCAGGCUCGGUCCGGCAAGGGGACGAUUGACCCGCGGCUGGCGAGCGUGUAUGAUGGGGAGCGCCGGAUGGGCGACCGGAACACGGUCCUGAGGGGCAUCAAGCCGACGGACUUUUCUCACGUCCGAAAACUCGCCCUCCCCUUUAUUCAGAAAAAGUCGCAGUCCUCUUCCACGCUUGGCGCAACCCAGUCCCUGUCCAUCAACCAAAAGGGUCCGGCUCGCCGCCCCGAUCCCAUCAUCCUGCUCUCCCCGUCUGCCUCUUCACUCCUGCGCAUGUCCAAUGCGCGCUCCUUCCUCGAGGACGGCAAGUUCGUGCCUCCCGAUGCCGGAGCGUCCACGGCCUCGAUGCUCCACGUCCAGCGCAUCAUCCCCGGCAUCGAUCCCAACCGUCCCAUGCGCUUCAUUCUGGUCGAGGGAUCGGAGCAGUUCAAGCCGGAAUACUGGAACCGCGUCGUUGCGGUGUUCACGACGGGCCAGACGUGGCAGUUCAAGAACUACAAGUGGAGCAAUCCCAACGAGCUCUUCAAGCACACCAUGGGCGUAUAUGUUGGAUGGAGAGGCGACCUGCCGCCGGAUAACAUCCGUGGCUGGGGCCACCGCGUCGUGAGCACGAGCGUGGACCGCUGGCGAGGCGAGGACGACGUCGCGUCUCGAUUCAGGGACAAGGAGGUUGUCGAACACAUCUGGAAGUCUAUCGAGAUGAACAUGCGGAGCAAGGGCUGGAGGAAAGACGCUGCCCCGACGUCGAUAUAAGCUGCAUGCAUUUUUUUUAUAUCUCGUUUUAAAGCGACGGCGUUUUGGUUUUUUAUUUAUCUUUCCUUUUCUUUCCAGGCGAGGGCAGAAAAGAAGACAUGGAAAAUUAAGUAGAAGGG